AAAUUAAGUUUCUCGUUCAUAGUUCCAUUUUCAUUUUUUGUUUUGGUUAGUUUUGUUUUGUUCUUACAAUUAAUACUUGUCUCUGUUCACAACUUGUGUGUCAUGUGUCUGAAUAAUGUAAGCAUUUGACUCUGCAUCUGGCUUCAGUUUCUUCUUCACCACCUGCAUCUAUGGCUGAAAAGCAUCAUCUCAUUCUCCUUCUUCUCUGCGCGACUCUGCAAUUCUCUUCACCUUCACCCUCCGAUCACUUUUACAAUGUCGGAGAACUUGUCCCAUUUUUUGUCAACAAAGUGGGACCCUUCAACAACCCCAGUGAGACCUAUGAAUACUAUGAUUUGCCAUUCUGCGCCCCAGUCCCAAUUGUCAAAAAGAGAGAGUCCCUGGGUGAAGUUCUCAAUGGUGACCGUUUGAGCAAUGCUUUGUAUGAGUUCAAGUUCAGAGAGGACAAGAUUGAUGCGACCUUGUGCCCAAAGAAGCUUACAGUUGAUGAAAUUGGCUUCUUUAAGCGCGCUAUAGACCGUGAAUUUUACUUCCAAUUUUACCUGGAUGAUCUUCCAUUCUGGGGGUUCAUUGGGAAACUAGAAGAAGAUAGGUGGACUCCUGGUGGAGGAGGACAAAACUAUUACCUUUUUACACAUGUUCAGUUUAAUGUUCUUUACAAUGGGAAUCAAAUCAUACAAGUAAAUGCAUUUGGCGAUCCAAAUCGUGCUGUAUAUAUUACUAAAGAUGUUGAUGUCGAUGUUAAGUUCACUUAUUCUGUUACCUGGAAUGCCACUAAAAUACGUUUUGAGAACAGGAUGGAUAGAUACUCAAGGGCUUCGUUGAUGUCUGUGCAUCAGCAAGUUCAUUGGUUCUCGUUCAUCAACUCAAUUGUCAUCAUUUUGCUUUUGAGUGGUUUGCUUGCCCUGCUUUAUAUGCGACAUCUGAGGAAUGAUUUGAAAAAGUACUCUGAUGCAAAUGAAGAAGAUAGAGAGGUUGGUUGGAAGUGCCUCCAUGGCGAUGUAUUCAGACCUCCUCCUAACUCAUCCUUACUUUUUGCUGUUGUUGGAACUGGUACCCAAUUGCUAAUCUUGAUUUGUGUAUUGCUGUUUCUAGCACUUAUUGGCACCCUCUAUCCCUACAAUCGUGGAGGACUGUUAAAUUGGCUUGUCAUGCUGUAUGCUCUUUUUUCUGUAUUUGCUGGCUACACUGCAGCAUCCUUCCAUGGCCAGUAUGCUGAGAAUGGAUGGGAAAGGACGGUUGGUCUUGCAGGGGUUCUUUACACUGGACCAGUGUUUGUUGCAGCCUCUAUCCUCAACAUAGUUGCAAUCUCUUACAGGGCUACAGUUGGACUCCCAUUUGGCUCCAUUAUUGUUAUUCUUGUUUUAUUAACAUUUCUAGCAGUCCCAUUGCUUGCAUUUGGUGGAGUGAUCGGAUACCGAUUUAGAUCUAAAUUUCAAAGCCCCUCUGCUGCAAAGAGACACCCAAGAGAGAUUCAACAGCUUGCUUGGUACAGGAGAACGCCAUUUCUAAUGUUUAUUGGGGGUCUUGUGCCUUUUAGUGCAAUUGUUCUGCAACUACACCAAGUGUAUGCUAGUAUGUGGGGCUACAAAAUAUACACUCUUCCUAGCAUUUUGUUCGUCACCUUCAUUCCUGUCAUUGUGAUCAUUGCACUUGUCAGUAUUGGCUUGACAUACAUUCAACUAUCUGUGGAAGACCAUGAAUGGUGGUGGAGGUCAGUGCUGUGUGGUGGCUCAACAGCCAUUUUCAUGUUUGGGUAUUCUAUCUACUUCUAUGUGAGAUCAAAUAUGAGUGGAUUCUUGCAGCUAUCCUUCUUUAUUGGCUAUAAUGCAUGCCUAUGCUAUGCUUUCUUCCUAAUAUUUGGUGCAAUCAGUUUCAGAGUUUCAUUUCUCUUUGUUCGCUUUAUAUACCACAAUGUUAAAAGAGAGUAAGUCACCAAUAUCAGAAGCACAAAACCAAGUUGAUUUUAAGGUAUGAUUUAAGGGUAUCCCUAACUUGAAUUGAUGAAUUACCCUUCAGAAGGUAAGUCUACACAGUAUGACGUAAGGGUAUCCCUUGAAUUCUUUUUUUACAAGAACAUUUGUGCAGACAAUGUAUCCUUUAUUUAACUUUUCUCAGCUCCAUGACUGCACAUUUUGAAAAGACUUCCUGGUGGCACAUUUUACCCUGGGAAAAGAUGAGUAAAAUGACAUUUCUAACGA
This is a messenger RNA of Vigna angularis (adzuki bean), 2201 nucleotides long. Its product is annotated as transmembrane 9 superfamily member 5. Gene Ontology annotation, cellular component: membrane. The transcript has 7 exons. NCBI's taxonomy places the organism in Eukaryota, Viridiplantae, Streptophyta, Magnoliopsida, Fabales, Fabaceae. The coding region runs from base 171 to 1931 and encodes 586 amino acids. The record is from RefSeq and is a predicted model, not a curated record. Gene Ontology annotation, biological process: protein localization to membrane.